Molecule: messenger RNA, 4195 nt
Organism: Schistosoma bovis
Lineage: Eukaryota; Metazoa; Platyhelminthes; Trematoda; Strigeidida; Schistosomatidae
Source: the annotation of a GenBank genome assembly
AAAAUCCCUCCAUGUAUAUACUUGCACUUUGUUCCUAUUGAUCCUCUUAGUUGUACAUUGUUAACUUUUUGGCUACAUUUGAACUGUUAAUAUUUGUAUUUUAUUAUAGUUUUCGUUUUUACUACACCUUCACUAAUUCCCCAUGUUUCUUCCCGAACUGCACUUAUGUUGUUUUACUUUAUACUAAGUCUGGGCGGCAGCCAUUUGGGUUUAUCCCUGCCUUUGGUUGCUUGAACUGUGUUGACUGGAAUUGUGCAUUUUGGUUGUGAAUUGAAGCACUCUUCCAGAAUUGAAAACACUCUGUGUUAUAGAGCGACCAAUUAUUACCUUUUGAACGAAUCUGUACGUGAUCUAUCCAGACAGGAUAGAAUAACAUUUAUUUGUGGUUAUUGGUAAUUUUCUUGCAUCCUGUAUCAACUUUCUUAUUUAUUGUAAUUUAGAUUUGAUCAAUUGAACAAUUAUUGGUUGGAUAGCUGAGUGGUUAUAUUUGUUUAGGUAAUAAUGUACACUUAAAUUUAUGAUAAAUUAUAGAACCGUCAUCGUACCCAAUUACUUUGUUUUGGUUUCAAACGGGCGAGGGUGCGUAUCUAACUCAUCCAGACAGCUGUCCUUCACUCCAAACCGUAGUUUGGAUCUUACAGUUCUAAACAAAUAUUUCGGUCGAAUUCGUUUGGCUUUCGUUUCGUUGAUUCCAAUCAUUGUCUCUGGGAAUAUUUGGUCGUUCGCUUGCGAUGCCAAACAAUCGUCGAAGGAAAUUAAGUCCAAGGCUCGUGGAUGUUAAAAGAGAUGAACAAAAGGAUGGAUCCCCUCAAUCAAGGCAAGUGCCUUUUGAUGCUUCUAUGUGUCAUGGUUCAUAUUCUAAUAGGGACGAUUGUAAUUAUAGUGAAUCUAGUUGUGAUAUAAUGGCAGAUGGCAUAGAAAACCUUAGUUUAGACGUGAAGCAAGCAAGAAGCGUGAUGCCUACGGCGGCUUUCGUAGGUCCAGAGUUACCAAAGGUUGAGUUAAGUUAUUUGGACGGUCAACCAAGAGGUUAUUGUAAGUUUUUAAUGGAGUUUGAGACCUAUGUAGAAUCAAGGGUCAAGGAUGAUGGUCAACGCUUGCUUUAUUUGGUACAUUAUUGUAAGGGUAAAGCGAAAACAGCCAUUGAGGGUUGUGUUAUGUUGGAAGCCUCUUCUGGUUAGAAGAAGGCCAAAGAAAUUCUAAAACGGUUGUUCGGACAGGCGCAUGUAAUCGCUCGAGAGACACUAGAAGACUUAUUCAGUGCCGUAAAUUUUGAUUAUGCUGACGGAGAGCAAGAAACAAAAUUGGCUAUUAAAAUGGAAAACUGUGCUGUGAUCUUGGAACAGAUGAAUUAUGUCUCUGAUCUAAAUUCCUUAAUUACCUUGGAAGGAAUAGUGAGACUCUUGCCUCAGCCUAUGCAAACCCAGUGGGCGGACUUGGUGGACGAAUUGACUGAAGAUAACAGGGAACCGACCUUUGACGAGCUCACUCAGUUUAUCGCAUCGCGUGCGAGAGUGGCUUGUAGUAGAUUUGGACGGUUAGCAAAUCGUUCAAGAAAAGGACAUAACGUAAAGACGAACUGUCACGUGCAAUCGGAGCAAGGGAAUAGUUCGACAAUGAAAACUAAGUGCAGUAUGUGUUCCUACGACCAUGCUGUUGAUAAAUGUCCACAGUUCUUAGCGCAUACAGUUCAAGACCGAUGGUCUCACGCUAAAAGCAAGGGUAUCUGUUUUGUCUGUCUUAGACAAGGACAUAAGGUUAAUGAAUGUAAGAUGACAAGGCUCUGUAACGUUGACUGUUGUGAGAAGAGACAUCACGUUCUGCUGCACACUGACUCGACAAGCAACGUCGUAAAUGAUAAGCCAUCAUGCCCGGAAUAUAGGAAAAGAGUUGUUAACCAUACGGGUAAGGUACAGACAUUAGAGAACGAAAUACGUGAGCUUUAUGAUGUAGAGUUUUCAGAUGCUUAUUCAAGUGAUAAAUCAUUAUCAGUAGACGACAAGGCGGCUAUAAAGAUUGUGGAAGGGGGCACGCGCUUCGACAACGGUCAUUUUGUAGUUUCUAUACCGUGGAAAAAGAAUCCAAAUAUGAAAGUGGAUAAUUAUGAAGUAGCAAACCGUAGAUUACAAAGUUUGAAGGGUAUGUUGUCGAAGGAUGUCAGUCUGCACAUCAGGUAUAUCAAAAGUACUGAAAGUGAUUUUACUAAGACUUAUGCGGAGAGGGUCUUUGAAAUAUAUCUGCAGUCUUAUUAUCGCCCUCGAUGGUAUUUACCUCAUCGUGCAGUAUUAAACAUGAAGAAACCAGAAGAAUUUAGAGUGGUCCUUGAUUGUGCCGCCGAGUUUGCAGGGGUUUCCAUGAAUGAUAUGAUUUAUCAAGAACACGAUACCACUGCUGAGUUAAUGUGCAUAUUAUUAAGUUUUUGCAAGGAGACAGUUGCAAUCCCUGCAGAUGUUGAAGAAAUGUUCAUGCAAGUGAAGUUCCCUAAGUCUGGUCGAGGAGCUUCAAGAUUUCUGUGGUGGCAGGAGGGGGACAUGUCGAAGGAACCAUCUGAGUUUCAAAUGACAACUCAUGCAUUUGGUGCCACAUCAUCGCCGUUUCGUGCGAACUUUGCCUUCAAUAAGACCGCACAAAUAUUCUCUGACGGUAGUGAGUUUAGAAAAACUGCUGUGGUUAACUUGAGUAGUAUAAAGUACAACAUGUCACCUAUUCUCUCUUAUUACUCCGAGUGGUUGAAAUUAGUCAGGGCCGUAGCCUGGCUUAGAAGGUUCAUAGAAUUCCUGAUGGUACUUCGUUCCCCGAGUCAUGAAGGAUCCGUUCAUUUAGGAUGUUUAAAGGUCAAAGAGCUUGACAUCGCCAAGCGUAAAAUUUUAUUGAUGGUUCAGAAAGAAGUGUAUGGAGAAAUACUUAGUGGAUUUAAAAACAAUGGUAAAGUAGUUAGUCACAAUGAUCUGAAGGGCUUAUCACCGAUAAUGCUUGAUUGGUUACUCUGCGUUGGAGGUCGACUAAGAUACUCAGAUUUCCCAAAUGCUUUUAAACAUCCAGUAAUUUUACCCAGUCGACACUUAGUGACGGAAAUGAUAAUCAGACAUUGUCCUAAAGAACAAGGACACAUAGGAAGAUCAUUAGAAAAAGGGUAUGGAUAUGUGUUUACUUGUUUGCAAACAUGGGCAGUACAGUUUGAAAUGAUUUGUAGUUUGAUUAUAAUGGCCUUAUUACGUUGUAUUGGAAGAAGAAGGAGACCUCCGGAGAUUUACAGUGACAGUGCGUCAAGCUUCGUGGGGGCAUUUUCUGAGUUAAGGAAGUUUGUGCAACAGUCGAAUCAGCAGAAGAUAAAUAGUGAAUUGUCAGCGAGGCCCUCAUCCAACAGCAUGGGUGGGGUUUGGGGAAGAGUGAUUAGGUCUAUACCACAAGUGUUAUUGUUGAACACCAGAGAACAAGUGAAGCAGGUCUCCUUGAAGCUUCGGAUUAGUCUUUGUUGUUAUUAAUGUAGGUAGGUCGAGUAGGCGUACUGUUGUAAGUCCUACUCGUUCCUAUAGUGUCAUAUGCUACAUAAUGAACCAUGACCAUAGGCAUCAAGGUAGCUUGUGUGAUAUGGAGGGAUUUUGGGGGCCGGUGUAAGAUCCAUUUUGAAUGCUUUGUGUGUUUGUGAAAAUCCCUCCAUGUAUAUACUUGCACUUUGUUCCUAUUGAUCCUCUUAGUUGUACAUUGUUAACUUUUUGGCUACAUUUGAACUGUUAAUAUUUGUAUUUUAUUAUAGUUUUCGUUUUUACUACACCUUCACUAAUUCCCCAUGUUUCUUCCCGAACUGCACUUAUGUUGUUUUACUUUAUACUAAGUCUGGGCGGCAGCCAUUUGGGUUUAUCCCUGCCUUUGGUUGCUUGAACUGUGUUGACUGGAAUUGUGCAUUUUGGUUGUGAAUUGAAGCACUCUUCCAGAAUUGAAAACACUCUGUGUUAUAGAGCGACCAAUUAUUACCUUUUGAACGAAUCUGUACGUGAUCUAUCCAGACAGGAUAGAAUAACAUUUAUUUGUGGUUAUUGGUAAUUUUCUUGCAUCCUGUAUCAACUUUCUUAUUUAUUGUAAUUUAGAUUUGAUCAAUUGAACAAUUAUUGGUUGGAUAGCUGAGUGGUUAUAUUUGUUUAGGUAAUAAUGUACACUUAAAUUUAUGAUAAAUUAUAGAACCGUCAUCGUACCC